Messenger RNA from Spodoptera frugiperda (fall armyworm), 2131 nucleotides. RefSeq names its product putative transporter svop-1. The transcript is spliced from 9 exons. Lineage: Eukaryota; Metazoa; Arthropoda; Insecta; Lepidoptera; Noctuidae. The coding region runs from base 269 to 1834 and encodes 521 amino acids. Gene Ontology annotation, biological process: transmembrane transport. The record is from RefSeq and is a predicted model, not a curated record. Gene Ontology annotation, molecular function: transmembrane transporter activity.
AUAUUGAUAAAUAAUUAAAAGUUGCAAGUCAGAAUUAUCUGAUCACUGGAUUUACACCUAAUUUAUAUUUAAGCGCACGUCGGUAACUGAUAGGGUCAAUACUAUUCUACCGUCUGUUGGCUAUACGUGGUGGACAGUAGCCCAAUUUUUUAUUUAUAAUUAACGAAAAAAAUAUACCAAUUCGAAAAUAUUGUUUCGCUAAUUAAGACGUUGUAAAUAGCUCGCAAUUUUAGUUUGUGAUAUAUUAAAUCUGAGUUUAUUUAUAAAAAUGACUUUCAUGGCCCCAGCUAAUCUCACCAAGAAGAGUACGUACGAAGAUGCCUUGGAUCUAACAGGUUUCGGCAAAUACAACGCUGGCAUGCUGAUAGCUUGCUGCCUGCUCAUCCUGUCUAUGAACCUGGACAUGUUCGGAUUCUCCGUGGUGCUGCCUGCCAUGGCUUGUGACAUGUCCCUCGAUACCUCACAACAGGGUCUAUUGUCUGCUAUACCCCUCAUAGGUAUGAUUGUAUCAUCCUAUGGUUGGGGUUUAUGUUCCGACACACAAGGUCGGCGAAAAACAUUGCUCAUAGCAAUGCCAGUUGCCUUGAUUCUCAGCUUAGCAACUACAAUGGCGCCUACCUUCGCGCUAAUAGCAACCUUCAAGUUUUUGUCUGUUUCAUUUUCAGCGGCAGCUAACGCGGCAGCGUUUGUCCUAUUAGCUGAGAGUGUACCGAGCAGACAUCGCAGUCGAUUUGUAUUCCUCAUGGCCAGCGCCACGAUGGUGGAACAACUGCUUAUUUGCUCCUUCGCUUUACCGAUAUUUACGCUGACUUUCGGCUACGAGAUCUCCUGGUUAGGUUUGGUGUACACUCCAUGGCGGAUGCUGUUGCAAAUUGUCUGUGUUCCCUGCGCGUUGGGGACCAUUUUCAUGAUAUUUCUGCAAGAAAGCCCCAAAUAUCUGCUUAGUAGAGGCAGAGAUCAGGAGGCCUUAGACGUUUUGAAGACUAUUUAUAAGUACAACUCUGGCCAAAAUGAGGAAGAUUAUCCUGUAAAGAACGUGUACCUCAAUGAAACCACAGCAGACAAUUCAGCUGAAAUUUCCAUAUUGAAAAAGAUUUGGAACCAAACUGCCCCACUUUUCAAGCCUCCGCUAUUGAAAAAUUCUGCCAUUCUUUUCUAUUUACUACUGUCCGCAUUUAGCACAUCAACUGGUUUCACUAUGUGGGUGCCAACUAUGACCAACGAGUUUUUCACUGACGAUGAGAGCCACCACGGUCGCACCUUCUGUGAAGUUGCUAGUCAAAGUGCUACAACUGGAUCCGAUAACGGCACUGAAAUCGAAGACUGCUCUAAUAGUAUCCAAAACGGUGCCCUUUACGCUACAAUGGUGUACUCGGGAGUUUCAACAAUGUUGAUGAUCACUCUUUCCUUUAUCGUGGGGGUCGUGGGCAAGAAAAUCAUCACACUGGCCGUCUUCGUCAUGUCUUUCACCGCCGGAACUCUGCUGCUAUUCGUAAAAGUUCCAAUGUUGAGCAUAGCAUUGUUCUUCAUGUUCUUAUACGUUGCUCAAGUAUUGGGCAAUAUCAACACUUAUUUGGUUGAGCUGAACCCUACACAUUUGAGGAGUAUGGCGACAUGUCUGUCGGUGGUCGUGGCUCGUGGUUCAGGAUUUUUCAGCGUGCAAAUCAUCGCCCGUCUACUUGGAGAAUAUUGCACACCAAUGAUGAGUGGAUACAUUGUCUUAGUCAUGUCUGGAUUCGUUGUUGCAACGUUUUUACCGUCGGAAUCCCAAUUGAAAAUCAUAAGCCAAGGCGAACCAAACCGUACAGUAGAUGUUGAAAGCCCUAAAGAUUAAGUUUUAAAAUUAUAUAAGUAGGUACUGUUCGUUUAGUCAUUCCCGCUUUAGGGAUUAGUGUAGAGGUUAACUUUGUUUGAAUGUUAAAUGAACAUUCUUUAUUAGACUCACUAUCGGACCGUUUUAGGCUUCCAAACACAUAUUUAUAUUGUAAGUAAUAUAGAAUAGUCUAAAGUCGAAGUCGACGCAUUGAUUGUAUUGAUAAAGAUUGUUUGGCAAUCGUUUUACAAUAUGUGAUAAAAAAUAAUAAAAUUUUAAGAUUAUGUAAAGAGAGCUGACGAUGUUGUAAAUAUAUAU